Mauremys mutica (yellowpond turtle) is the source of this 2035-nucleotide messenger RNA. Its product is annotated as zinc finger protein 501-like. Gene Ontology annotation, biological process: regulation of DNA-templated transcription. The coding region runs from base 10 to 1374 and encodes 454 amino acids. Gene Ontology annotation, molecular function: DNA-binding transcription factor activity, RNA polymerase II-specific; RNA polymerase II cis-regulatory region sequence-specific DNA binding. The record is from RefSeq and is a predicted model, not a curated record. The transcript has 3 exons. Lineage: Eukaryota; Metazoa; Chordata; Testudines; Geoemydidae.
AGGGACGUCAUGCAGGAGAACUAUGAGACGGUGACCUCGCUGGGAAACCCCGUUCCCAAACCUGAGCUGAUCACCCAGCUGGAACGAGGGGAAGAGCUGUGGGUCCCGGAUCUCAAGGCCUCCGAGGAAGGGGAGAUCCCAAGAGGCUCCCAUACGGCAGGUGAAGGUACAGUGAGUGAGAUCAAGGAAGAGAAUCCACAGCAGGAACAUCCUGAGCAACAGGAACUGCAUAGGAUGUUAUCGGGAAGAUCCAAAGAGAAUUUUUCCCAGAGUGCUGAACAGGGAAAAGUCUGGGGGAAUCGGCCCAAGUCAGAGAAGCACAAAGGGAAAGAAGUGGGUAAAGCCAUUAAUUGUAGGAGAGGAUGCAGUAAUCCCAAGGAAACCACAGCCCAACAGAAAAUCCAGACAGAAGAGAGAAAGUACACGUGCACUGAGUGUUGGAAAAGCUUCAGUCGUAGUUCAAACCUCAUUGCCCAUCAGAGAAUCCACACGGGAGAGAGACCCUUUAAAUGUACCGAGUGUGGGAAAAGCUUCAUUCAGAGAGUAAACCUCAUUUCUCAUCAGAGAAUCCACACGGGAGAGAGACCCUAUAAAUGUACCGAGUGUGGGAAGAGCUUCAGUAAGAGAUCGCACCUGAAUACACACACAAUAAUCCACACAGGAGAGAGACCCUAUAAAUGUACCGAGUGUGGGAAAAGUUUCGGUCAGAGAUCACAGCUUAAUACGCACAAAAUAAUCCAUGCAGGAGAUGCAUCCAUGAUAACCCACGGCAGAGAAAAACAUUAUACGUGCUUGGACUGUGGGGAAAACUUGAAGUGGAGCUCAGAACUGGUUACACAUCAGAGACUCCACACAGGAGAGAUCCCUUAUAAAUGCUUUGACUGUGGGAAAUGUUUCAUGCGGAGUUCAACCCUUAUCUUACAUCAGAGAAUCCAUACGAGAGAGACACCCUAUCAGUGCCCCAGCUGCGGGGAGAGAUUCAGAUGGAGUACGCAGCUUGUGAAACAUCAGAUGCUCCACACGGGAGAAAGACCCUAUAAAUGCCCCGACUGUGGGAAAAGCUAUAGUGACAGCUCAUCCCUUAUUUCACAUCAGCGAACCCACACGGGAGAGAAGCCCUAUACCUGUGUGGACUGUGGGAAAAGUUUCAAUCAAAACUCAACCCUGAACAGACACAAGAGGCUCCACACGGGAGAAAAACCCUAUAAAUGCACUGAGUGUGGGAAAAGUUUCAGUCAGCGCUCAAACCUCAGUGUGCAUCAGCGACUCCACACAGGAGAGAAACCCUAUAAAUGCCCCGACUGCGGGAAAAGCUUCAAUCGGAGAUCAAACCUUAGCGUGCACAAGAAACUCCACGCAGGAGAGAAACCUUGAAUGGGGGAGACGCUACAACUGGGGCUGCGAUUUAUAUUAGGCCUCAGCAAAUCCAUACAGGGAAGAUACCUCUUAAACAUCCUGAGCGUGGAAAAUACUUCAAGCAGAGUUAACGGGCUUGUCUACCCUACAGAGCCUUGGCCGGGAUAGCUCGGCUGGCAGGGUCACCUAGUGGAUAAGCAGCGCAAGCCAACAGAGAUCUUCUGCCAGACUAGUUAAAAAGUCUCCUGGAAGGAGGUUAGCUAAAUCCACAGACGCACUAGCUGCAUCUAUACUCAGAGUUUUGCCAGCAUGGCUGGGGGUGUGUGAUUUUCCCCACACACACUCUUAGCUAUGCCGGGAAAACUUUGUAGCCUAGACAAAGCAGUUAUUGGACAACAGGAGAGAGAUUCUACCAGUGCCUGACUAGGGCUGACUACUGUGUUUAAAAAAAAAAAAAAUCUGUUUCCUCGUUCCCGCACACAUUAGGGGCAUUUGGCUCCCAAGUGACCAGCUGCCCAUUGCUGAGGUGAGGAUCCAGCAGCAGCUGGUCAGUGACCCUCUGGCUCUGCCUGGUCUAAGCAAACCCCAGGCAGAGAAGGAGAAGCCCCCAUCAACCCCUGCUCCCUGCUACAGCCCUGGCUGCUGAGCUGAUGGGCCACAGGUGGGGAAGGGAGAGAGA